Messenger RNA from Syngnathoides biaculeatus (alligator pipefish), 1947 nucleotides. It is a transcript of the gene trim54, whose product is annotated as tripartite motif containing 54. The transcript has 9 exons. NCBI's taxonomy places the organism in Eukaryota, Metazoa, Chordata, Actinopteri, Syngnathiformes, Syngnathidae. Bases 517 to 1521 code for a protein of 334 amino acids. The record is from RefSeq and is a predicted model, not a curated record. Gene Ontology annotation, molecular function: zinc ion binding.
UCACUAAAUCAAAGUUUUGUCUGACAAAAAAACAAUGAUUGCUCAUUGAAGCCUCGGCUACAAGGUAGUAAGUAGUCUAACCUGCGAGCUUAGCCUUCCAAUUCAAAUAUGAUGCUCAAGAAGAGGAGGGCCAAGAAAAUGCGUUUACGCAGUAAAGUUGAUUAAAAUGUACGAUAAAUGCCUUCAAAAUGGCUGCGAGCGGUUCCCGAAAUCUCCCCCUCGACAGACACAACAGCUCUCUUCUCCAUCAAGCCACCCUGACGUGUGUUCCACGCCUGGAUUUGGACCCGCACCGGAAUGUGUUUUUGGUAGUAACACAAUCCACAACAAACACAGCAGCUAAGAAUAGAACGGAGUCAGUAAGUCAGUCAGAGACUUUGGAGGUCCGGGGGUCUUUACGCAGCACGGCCAGGCAGCGGAAACCAGGCCCGGGCGAGCUUUUUGAACUUCUCCUGUCAACUCUUCUUGAAACUCUUUGUUGUUGUUGUUGCGUUUUUGGGACCGGGUCAGCGUUUGAUGAACUUGGGCCUUGAGCCGGCGGGCGUCGCAGGGCGGAGCAUGGAGGACCUCCACAAGCAGCUGCUGUGUCCCGUCUGCCUUGAGAUGUUCACCAAGCCCGUCGUCAUCCUGCCCUGCCAGCACAACCUCUGCAGGAAGUGCGCCAACGACGUCUUCCAGUCGUCCAACCCGUCGUGGCAGUCGCGCAGCUCGUCCGGCUUGGGGAGUCGCUUCCGGUGCCCGUCGUGUCGCCACGAGGUGGUCCUGGACCGCCACGGAGUCUACGGUCUGCAGAGGAACCUCCUGGUGGAGAACAUCAUCGACGUGUACCGCAGAAACCAGGACUGCAGGCCGGCCAGCGUCAAGCCGGAGUCGCUGACGUGCGACGAGCACCACGACGAGAAGAUCAACAUCUACUGCUUGUCCUGUCAAACGCCGACGUGCUCCAUGUGCAAAGUGUUCGGGCGCCACAAAGAGUGCGACGUGGCGCCGCUCGCCAGCGUCUACAUCAGGCUCAAGACGGAAUUGAGCGACAGCAUCGCCGGAUUGGUCGCCUGCAACGACAACAUCCAGGCUGCCAUCAUGCUCAUGGAGGGAGCCUGCGACGCCGUCCAGGAGAACGGUCGCCGCCGCCGGGAAGAACUCGCCGGCCAGUUCGAGACCCUGACGGCCGUCUUGGACGAGCGCAAGCAGGAGCUGGUGGCGGCGAUCACCAGGGAGCAGGACGAGGAGCUGCAGCGUUUGCGGCGAGUCAUCGGCGAGCACGGCCAGAGGCUGGAGGACGGGAGGCAGCUGGUGGAGACGGCCGUCCACGCCGCCGACCACACGCACGCCGCAGUCUUCAUCCAGAAUGUCACCGUCAUACUCGACAAGAUGUCGGCGUACGCCCGCCACACCAACGUGCUGCAACCGCAGACGUCCUUCGACGACAUGAGCCAUUUUGUCAUCGACGUGGACGACGUCGCCGACGUGUUGAACGACAUCCGCUUCCGACACGGCGAAGACGACCUCGAAGCGGACUGACGGCGAGCCGAGCGGCGGUGAGGGGUCGCACGAGCACUGGAAUCAAUCCGAGCUGUGAUCAGGCAGGAGGCAGGGCCCACCCAGUCAAUCGUAGGGCACGUGGAGACAAACGGCCACGCUCACAAUCGCGCCGACGGGGCAGAACCGUGAGGGCGACACUCGAGCCAGUUCUGCCAUAGUUGUUAUAAUCCAAACUUAUUUAAUAUCGUCAAACUAGAAAAUCUUUUUGGGAAGUGGCGAAUAUUGUUUACUUCCUCUUGACGAGUCUUUUUGGUCAAGCAGCCAAACUAUAUAAAAAUAGAGAAUUAAAUUGUACAAUUCCUCAUUCUUGUUUGACUUUAUUACACAAGCGUAGUUGAAAUGCGUCAGUAUCACAUAUCCAUCCGUUGUCCCAGCCGCUUAUCCUCACGAGAGCCGGAGCCUCUC